Messenger RNA from Strongylus vulgaris, 376 nucleotides. Lineage: Eukaryota; Metazoa; Nematoda; Chromadorea; Rhabditida; Strongylidae. The record is from the annotation of a GenBank genome assembly.
AGAAGGUGAAACUCAUGUUUAGACCGGACUAAUAUCCAAAAGCUCUUCUACUGUUCACGAUCAAGUGAUCAUAAUUAAAAAUACACGCAGUGAUUCAGUGCUGUUAACUGUGAAGGAACCUAUACCACGGAGCACUGAUGAGAAAAUUAAGAUACGACUUAUCAACCCAACAGUACCUGCAGCGGAUGAAGCUAUUACCAACAAUUUAGAAGACCUGACGAUAGCAGCAGAGCCUCCUAAGGAGGGAGCGAAAAUGAAUGGUAGUAAUCUAGAAUGGACAAUUUCAAUACUUGCUGGAAUGGCGAGCGAACUUCAUGUGAAAUGGGCUGCCGACCAUCCAGCAAACGAAAUUGUGCACUUCGUCGAGCGUCACUAA